Andrographis paniculata is the source of this 2205-nucleotide messenger RNA. Its product is annotated as BEL1-like homeodomain protein 11. NCBI's taxonomy places the organism in Eukaryota, Viridiplantae, Streptophyta, Magnoliopsida, Lamiales, Acanthaceae. Gene Ontology annotation, molecular function: DNA-binding transcription factor activity, RNA polymerase II-specific; RNA polymerase II cis-regulatory region sequence-specific DNA binding. The coding region runs from base 412 to 1767 and encodes 451 amino acids. The transcript has 4 exons. The record is from RefSeq and is a predicted model, not a curated record. Gene Ontology annotation, biological process: regulation of transcription by RNA polymerase II.
AGGUCUGUAUCUAUAGCUUUUGUAGCUCUCAGCUUGCUGACAAUGGAGACAGUAGUAGUAGCAGUGUAGUGGUACUCUACAGUAGAGAAAUUAGGCGAAAGAGAGAAUCUUUGCUUUCCUCCUUGAUUGAAGUUCUGUCAAAUUUUACAAAGCAUGUUUGUCUCAACACUGUGUGGAUGUAUCUGUGUCUGUCUGCAACUUCUUUAAUUAUCUUCAUCAGAAGGGCCUGUUUACUGUCAUGGAGACAACUCUGCCUGUUCACUUGUUUCCAAAUUUCUGAUUCAAAAUCCAGAUGAAUGAAUGCUUUUUUUUUUUUAUUAUUUUCAUAUUUAAUAAUAAAAUUAAAAAAGAUGACAUUUUUCUGAAUCAUUUCGUACUUCGAUUCUUUUCUUCCUCACCCAAUCAAUCCGCAUGUUGUAUAAAAACCCUUUGUUUGUAGUCUUCCCUACGACAUUAAUUUAUGAAGUUAUGUUAAGUAGUAAAGCUAUGGUCUCAGAAGAUCCUCCCUGCAACUCAAAUUCAAGCAUUAAUGUCCACCAAUUCAACCUCUCAAACUCCAUAGCUGAUGAUCACACCCAGAUUUAUAAUAACCCUUCUUAUCCUCUCCCUGUAAGCAUCCAAUGUUGUCUUGGAGAUCGAAUUUCUGCUUCUGUUGACCUCGUUCGUGCCACUGACGAAUCGGGCUUGAUGGAUCUUCUCGGCGCGUCGAAUGAGGCCUCGCCGGCGCCGGCGCCGGCGAGGCUUUCACUGUCCUUAGGCGGCGCCGGUCAACGACCUCCGCUGACUUCCUGCAGCCUCGUCAAUCCGGGAUACCUGAUUUCAAGAGAAUCUUGCAAUGUAGGACCUGACAAUCAUGUAAUGAAUGAUUAUUCCUUCACCGGGAGCGGUUUUCCCUCGUCGACACCUCCCUGGAACCCUAAUUCCGCCGGAACGGCGGCGGACACAUUCGCCGCCGCCGUGGGAGCCUCCAAGUACUUGAAGUCUGCGCAGUCUCUUCUCCUAGAAAUGGUCAGCGUCGCCGGGAAGGACAUCGACGCAAGCAAUCAGAAAUACGUCGACAAAUUAUCCUGUAAGAAAGGCUCCCACAGGCUUUCGUCGGAGAUCAAAGCCGACAUUUCCAACAACAAUGGCGGAUUGCUGUCCGAAAGGCAUUCUACCUACGUUAAUCUUCUCAAGCUUCUUGCCUUGCUGGACGAGGUGGAGAAACGAUACGAUGAUUAUUAUGGGCACAUCGAAGAACUUGUGGGAUCAUUCGAAAUGAUAGCUGGUUGGGGGGCUGGGAAAUCUUACACUGCUCUUGCCCUACAGGCAAUGUCGAAACAUUUUUCCACGUUGAGAGACGCCAUCGUGUCUCAAAUUCGUGUGACGAAGCAGAAGAUCGAGCGAGACAUGCCUCGAAUCAGUUCAGGAUUGUCCCAAUUAAGCCUCGUGGAUCAGGAUGGAAGACAGCCAAGAAUUUCCCUCCACCAGCUUUGGCCGUUGCACGGCGGCGGCGGCGGCGGCGGCGGUGGCCGCCAAAUAUGGCGGCCGAUCAGAGGACUGCCGGAGACUUCCGUCACUCUUCUUCGUGCUUGGCUUUUCGAGCACUUUCUGCAUCCUUAUCCAAAUGAGUCUGAAAAGCUGAUGUUGGCAUCGCAGACAGGCUUAUCAAAAAACCAAGUUUCGAAUUGGUUCAUAAAUGCACGAGUUCGACUGUGGAAGCCGAUGAUCGAGGAGAUGUACAAAGAAGAAUUCGGAGAAGGGGUUGGCGAUUCUGCAGAUGACUGAUCACUAAUUAAAUAUCGUUCCUUGUUAAUUUCCAUCAUCAUCAUCAUCGUGUUCAUCAAUCAAUCGAUCCCUUUUUAAGCCUUUUCACUGUGGGUUAAAUAAAAUUCACAGAUUAGUUUGUUGGAAUCAAAUGAAGUGAGUCCAUACCUGCAUGCCUGUCCAAUUUCAACCAAAGAUCCGUGAGUGAUCGAUGUAUGUCUGCAACUGACAAUAUAUACAUACAUACAUACAUACAAAACAUAAAUAGCAAGGAUGAAUCAAUGAGUGAAGAAAACCAUGGCAACAAAAAUGGUAAAAAAGGCAUCAACUCACGCAACUCUAUCUUCACCCACUUACUGCUUCCAAUCUCCAAAUUCUUACAAGAUGGGCCCAUACCAGAAAAGCUUUCUUAACUAUGUACCUUGUAAUGGUAACCAGGAAAAAGAGAAUAAAUUUCUA